AUGGCAGAACCUAUAGGUCUAGCCUCUAGCCUACCGGCUUUGGCGACUUUUGCAUUCAAGGCUAGCCUAUCGCUUUACGAGACAGUCAAUAUCUUCCGGUCUCAUACAGAACGCGUACGCGACCUGAUUGAUGAGCUGGAGUCCUUGAGCGGAGUUCUCGCCCCGCUCCAAGAGCUAUUAGAUACCACAACAGAUGAGAAUCUAUCUAUAUUCGAACUACCAUUACGACGCUGUGGCAAUGCGUGCAGCGAGUUUGAACAGGAAAUAAUUAAAUACUUAUCACGGUCCGCUAACCGAACCGGCUUCCGAGACUGGGCCAAGUUACGGUACCUGGGGGAUGAUAUCGAUAGUUUCAGACGAAUGCUUUCCGGAUACAAAUUAACUAUCAGUGAUGCCCUUACCAAUGCAAACCUGUAUAUUCGAGAAUUGCACCUCUGCCGCCCUCUCAACCCCGGUGGUGGUGUCAACAUUUGA
Molecule: messenger RNA, 474 nt
Organism: Aspergillus oryzae RIB40
Lineage: Eukaryota; Fungi; Ascomycota; Eurotiomycetes; Eurotiales; Aspergillaceae
Exons: 2
Coding region: 1-474 (157 amino acids)
Source: RefSeq, a predicted model, not a curated record